This is a messenger RNA of Pseudophryne corroboree (corroboree frog), 2004 nucleotides long. Its product is annotated as puratrophin-1-like. Gene Ontology annotation, molecular function: guanyl-nucleotide exchange factor activity. Lineage: Eukaryota; Metazoa; Chordata; Amphibia; Anura; Myobatrachidae. The transcript has 9 exons. Bases 1 to 2004 code for a protein of 667 amino acids. The record is from RefSeq and is a predicted model, not a curated record.
AUGAGGGAAGACAACAUAAGGACUUAUGGAGAAAACCGUCAGUGCUUGCUGCACAGUAUUACUCUGAUCACGAUAACCUGUUUGUGCCUGAGAUUGGUGUUGUCAGCUGCUGAUGUUCCAUCUGCGUAUGAAUGGGCUCUGGAAGGGAUGCGACAUCUUGCCGCCAUUAGUUUUGAUGACUGUAACUCCCCUGAGCUCUGCGCCGGUGCUGUAGAGAGUCUGGAGAAGUACCAGGUGCAGCACACGGAGAUCGGAGAGAAGAAGUUCGAAGAGAUGAGGGAGCUUGCCUACGAGUUGAAGAGCGAGAAGGGGGCCAAGCAGUGGAAGUUUGCAUGGUCAAAGUGCCAGGAGGCCAGGCAAGUCUUCGAGAAGAAAUUGGAGGCGACGCUGAGGGCGAAAGGCUCGUUAUCCGGGGACCAGCGCUCUCCUAGAUUGCUUUCCCAUAGGAGAAAUUCGGACGCUGUAGACCGCAAAGAGCCUUAUUUCCUAAACGAGCCUAAAUCACCCCUUUGCAGCAGGGAGAGGAGGCUGGGCAGAGUCCUCUGUAACCGACCAGAGGUGGGAAAUACAACAGACCAGAUUCCAUAUGUGGCGAGCCCAUUUGGCUCAACUACCAGCUCUAUCACAUCAUCUGCUUUAAGAGUGCGUAAGCUGUCCCUACAGAGUGUCCCCGGGGAGGACCUUCACCUCCAUCUACUCCAGCAGGUGCCUUCUGGGUCUUCCACGCCAACUCCAUGUCGCCCCAUGGGCAGAAGGUUAUUGAGGAAGGCACAGAGCUUUGACCUUCCUGGAAGUGAUGUGGGAAGUCACGGGUGCCAGAGGCGGUUGAGCAAGCCUGGCAGGCGGGGUAACACUGGUGUGUUCAUUAAAGGGCUGGAAGUAAGCAGCACAGAACUGGCAGACAGGCCCUGCAGCCCCCGACAGCCGCCCUCCCUGGACUGUAAGCUCCGGCACAUCAUCGAUGAGAUGGUGACCACAGAGAGGGAAUACGUGCGAUCCCUCUGGUACAUCAGUGAGAACUAUUUCCCCGAAAUGGAUCGCAUGGACCUCCCCCAGGACCUCCGCGGGAAAAGGGGCCUCAUCUUUGGCAACCUGGAGAAGCUGAGGGACUUCCACAGCCAGUAUUUCCUGAAGGAGCUGGAGAGCUGCUGCAACCACCCUCUGCGUGUCAGCCACUGCUUUCUCCGACACAAAGACCAGUUUGGGAUGUACGCCUUAUACAGCAAGAAUAAGCCCCGGUCCGACUUGUUACUAGCCAGCCACGGGAACAUAUUCUUUAAGAAUAAGCAGCGGCAGCUGGGAGACAAGAUGGACCUGGCCUCGUAUCUGCUGAAGCCCAUCCAGCGAAUGAGCAAGUACGCUCUGCUCCUGAAGGACCUGAUCAAGGAGUGCAGCGAGGCUCAGGAACAGGAGCUGGUGUACCUGCGCGCCGCCGAGGAAAUGGUGAAGUUCCAGCUCCGUCACGGCAAUGACCUCCUAGCCAUGGACGCCAUACGGGACUGUGAUGUGAAUCUAAAGGAACAAGGGCAGCUGGUGAGACAGGACGAAUUCACAGUGUGGUUGGGCCGGAGGAAGUGCCAGAGACACGUCUUCCUGUUCGAGGAUCUCAUCUUAUUCAGCAAGCCCAAGAGGAUUGAAGGGGGACUGGAUGUCUACAUAUACAAACGCUCAUUUAAAACAGCAGACAUCGGCCUGACAGAGAAUUCCGGAGACAGCGGGCUGCGCUUUGAAAUUUGGUUCAGGCGACGUAAAUCCAACGACACACACAUUCUCCAGGCGAGCAACGCCGACAUCAAGCAGGCCUGGACCGUGGACAUUCCUAAAAUCCUCUGGCAGCAGGCGACCAGGAAUAAGGAGGUCCGCAUGCAGGAAAUGGUCUCUAUGGGUGUUGGCAACAAGCCGUUUCUGGACAUAAAGCCAAGUGACGCAGCAAUUAACAACCGCGCUAUUGAUUACAUCAUGAAGGGGAGAGGUACGGAAUACAUUUGGAUCCAUACUCUGUAG